This is a messenger RNA of Trypanosoma rangeli, 1938 nucleotides long. Its product is annotated as chaperone protein DNAJ. The coding region runs from base 1 to 1938 and encodes 645 amino acids. Gene Ontology annotation, molecular function: ribosome binding; Hsp70 protein binding. Gene Ontology annotation, cellular component: cytosol. Gene Ontology annotation, biological process: regulation of translational fidelity; 'de novo' cotranslational protein folding. NCBI's taxonomy places the organism in Eukaryota, Euglenozoa, Kinetoplastea, Trypanosomatida, Trypanosomatidae. The transcript has a single exon. The record is from RefSeq and is a predicted model, not a curated record.
AUGGUCUUAUCCGGGCUUGAGCUUCCACAGCUGGAGAAUGGCGCCGAAGAGGUUAUCUUUCAGGUGGAUCCCAACCUUCUCUGCGACCUCGCAACCAGGGUGCGGGUGCUUCCGCGGGGGUUGGCCCUGCAGCAGCAGGCACGGAUGAGUGCGCGGGUGUGGGUGGAGAAGCAGCUGCGCCAUGCACGGCGUCACGAGGCCGCUCACGCGACGAGUGGCUCCGACGUGGACGACAGCGAUGACGACGGCGACGGCGACGGCGGGAACGGUGAGGAACGGCGGCAGCAAACUUUUCGUCGGAAAAAGUUUGUUAAAUUGACGGACGAGGACCUGCGUGUCGACUGGUACGAGGUGCUCCAGCUGAGUCAGGGGGAACGGGCAACGGAGGAGCAGAUUCGCACGGCGUAUCGCCGUUGCUGUCUGGAGACGCACCCGGACAAGCAGAAGAAUCAUUCCGAUGAAGCCUUCAAGAGGGUGCAGCGCGCCUUUGACCUCCUCGGAGACACCGAAACCCGCCUGGCGUAUGACUCUUCUCGCCCCUUUGACGACUCCAUUCCCGGCGAGACGCUGCCGGCAGAAGCGGACUUUUACGCCCUCUUUGGACCCGUGUUUGAGCGCAAUAAGAAGUGGAGCAGCGAGAGUGAUCUGCCCUCGCUUGGCGAUGACAGUACGGGCCUAAAGGCGGUGUACCGGUUUUACGAUCGCUGGGGGCGCUUUCAGUCCUGGCGCGACUUCUCGCACCUGGUGGAGCUUGACGAGAUCGAUGAUAGCAUGUGCCGCGAGGAGAAGCGUUACUACGCGCGCGAAAACGAGCGUCAGCUGAAUCACCUUCGCCGGGAGGAGCAGCAACGCCUGCGAACGCUUGUGGAGCGGGCACGGAAAAAUGACCCGCGACUGCGCCGUAAACGCGAUGAGGAUGAAGCGAGGCGCCAGCGUGAGAAGGAAGAGCGGGAGCUGAAGCGCCGCCAGUUGCGAGAGGAGGAGGAGCGUCGCCGUGCGGAGGAGGCGGAGCGGGAGAGGUUCCAGCGCGAGGAGGCUCAACGAAAAGAGAUAGAGAAGAAAAAUGCAAUUCGCCAGGCGCAAAGAGACUUGCUGGAGUUUCUGGAGCAGCAUAGCAUCCUUGAUGAAACGGCUACAAACAAAUUGCUGCGCCACACUGUGCGGCGUCCGAAUGUAGUGUGGAUGUUCUCAAAAAUCACAUCACCCGAGCAGGCCGCUAGCAUCCUCGCGGCUGUGACAAGUUGCAGUACAGAGCGGCGUCCCGCCACCGUGGGGUGCCGAAUCAAGGGUAACAACAGGCCUGACUACGAUGGCGACGAGGGGGUAAGCGUGGAGGCGGUGCUACGCUUCAACGCUCUUGUUGAGGAACGCGAGCAGCAAAUUGGGGUGACGCGCUACGGCGAGCCCAUCAAGAAGUGCCCAGCCGCCUCCACGACUGCGCCUGAGGUGACCAAGAAGGCGGCCAUCCCUACCGCCUUGACAACAAACUGGGACGAGGAGGACCUGGUUCGCUUGCAGAAGGCGACCGCGAAGUACCCACCUGGAGCGGUGGACCGUUGGAGGAAGAUUGCCGAAAUGCUGCGUGGUAAGUUCACCGAGGAAGAGGCGAUGCGGAAGGUGAAUGAAAUUACAGCUGCACUACAUCAUGCAAAUACCACCCAGAACCGAACCCCAAGUACCUCACUGCAACCGUCAGCCUCAAAGUUAGAUGUAGCCAAAGGUGCCUUUGCGGGUGCGGCGGCGGUGGCUACCCAGGUUUCAUCUAUAGAGGACUGGACGGUGAAGCAACAAAAAAUGUUGGAGCAGGGGCUACGGGAAUUAAAGGACUACAAGGAAAGGGAUAAGUUUCAGAAGAUUGCAGCGAUGGUGGAUGGCAAAAAUGCCAAGGAAUGCUUUGAACGAUAUAAGUAUCUAUGCAGUAUGAAUAAACACAAAUAA